Racocetra fulgida is the source of this 397-nucleotide messenger RNA. Lineage: Eukaryota; Fungi; Glomeromycota; Glomeromycetes; Diversisporales; Gigasporaceae. The record is from the annotation of a GenBank genome assembly.
GAUAAAGGAGAAGGUGAUCGAGCCCAAUAUUCCUAUACGCAACCUCCCCAGCUCCCCGUUCCCCAACAACCGCCAGCAUCUCAGUAUACGCAACCUCCACAGCUCCCAGUUCCUCAACAACCACCAGUACCUCAGUACACGCAACCUCCACAGCUCCCGGUUCCUCAACAACCACAAGCACCUCAAUACACGCAACCUCCACAGCUUCCCGUUCCUCAACAACCGCCACCAAUGGUACGUCCUAACGCUCCUAGGUCUCGCAUUGAUCCUAAUCAAAUUCCAUCACCGGUAGUCGUUCAGGAACAAGAUCAACAUCUAUUCGAUGAACAACCAUAUAUGACUCGUUCUAAAUCAACAAUACCACUCGCAAGUACUGAUUUUAGAGCCAUUGAUGAAG